This is a messenger RNA of Daldinia decipiens, 1656 nucleotides long. Its product is annotated as RraA-like protein. The record is from RefSeq and is a predicted model, not a curated record. Bases 287 to 1051 code for a protein of 254 amino acids. The transcript has 4 exons. Lineage: Eukaryota; Fungi; Ascomycota; Sordariomycetes; Xylariales; Hypoxylaceae.
GAUGUUAGAUUUGUAAUGUAGCUAUUUGUAACUCAAAGGAAUGCUGGUAUAACUGGUAUAGGCUAAAUUAGGUGUAAGAUUAAGUAGCUCGAUUUCAUUGGUCGAUAGCCUUAGAAUUAGAUUAUCUCGUAGUACUGUACUAAAAAUAGUGGAGGUGUAGUUUUAUGCCAGUUAAGGGGAUACAUCAAAUUCUACAUAAUGCCAACGUUUUUCAAAAUUUGUUACAAUAAUAAAAAUAACAAGAAAAUUAACAAAGGGUCUGUCUAUGUUUUAAUAACGGAUCCCCAUGCUAUCCGCAUUGCGCAUCCAGCUUAGAAGUCCUUCUCUCGGCACCGCUACACGACGCGCGCAAUUCAGCCGAGUUCGGUAUUUCGGCAAUAUGACAGAAUCUCAAGAUGUUAUCGUUAAAGAACUACAGAAGUACACAACCUGCGACGUCUCAGACGCCUUAUGCAAGCUCAAAUACCAUAAUGGCGGGUUUUUAUCCGGCUUGACUAUGUGGUCCCCUCGACGCCAGGAUGGUCCUACCAAGAUCGUAGGCCCAGCUUAUACUGUUAAGUACGUGCCGUUAGACGAUCCAUCGCCUAAACAUCCAACCCACUAUAUUGAUACAGUACCUGAGGGUGCUGUAGUCUUUGUUUCUUGCCCUCCCAAAACUCCAAACGCCGUGUAUGGAGGCUUAAUGUCGACCCGCGCCCGAUUUAGGGGCGCCAUCGGGUCUAUCAUCGACGGACGUUUCCGUGACUUGCAAGAGCAGCGUGAAUUAGAGUAUCCGAUCUUUGCCCGUGGGACGGGGACGGCACCUCCAGCUGAGCUACUCAAGGUAGCGGCCGUCAACGUGCCUGUGAAACUGCAAACAGACGAGCAAGACAUGGAUAUUCGACCGGGAGACUACCUAAUCGCGGAUCUGAACGGCGUCGUCGUCUUACCCGUAGAGUUGGCGGAGCAAGCCUUACCACUGAUGCAGAAGCAAGUUGAGGCGGAUGAUAAGAUGGCAGAGGCGAUCAAGAAAGGAAUGGGCUUUGCCGAGGCUAGUAAGAAAUUCAGAUAAGCGUUUAUAAAACCUGGCUUUAAAUUGUAGACAGGAAGGAUGAGACUCGUGUAUCGAGUUUCUGGAAUAUCUCACAACGCACAGCAGUCUAAACUUUCUCAUGAAAUUUAUUUACCUACCUUAGGUAGUUAUGAUACAAAUUAGAAUACUUAAAAACAAGGCGAUCUUUAAAUAUUGGUAAAAUAUGAAUCAUAUCCAGCGGGUUGUACGUCCGAACAUAUAACCCUUAGAAUAUGUAGCCUAGGUACAACUAUCGCCUAGAGAUAAUGUACGAUAUUACCAAAGUCGCCGUAUCUACCAAUCCACGCAACAAAUAAAAGAACAAGCCAGCCGGCUUAAUUAGCAGCUUUCUAUCGUACAUUAGGUAGUUAUGAGCAGCUGCGUAUUCGAUAGGCUUGGCAAUAAUGAACUACAAAUACCUAAAACUCCAAACCCAUGCCUGUCUUCAUGAAUCGCUAUUGUUCCCGUGGUAUCAUGCUGACGCUAUCCGUCCAGUGACAAAUGCAAACAAAUAAACAAACCAGCUUAGUAUAGAUGGUGCGACGAAUGCAAGUCUAUGCGACUGCAAUAGGGGGGCGAAGGAGGAGGAGGGAGGCAGCCCGUCU